Tarenaya hassleriana is the source of this 1319-nucleotide messenger RNA. RefSeq names its product clathrin light chain 1. Gene Ontology annotation, molecular function: clathrin heavy chain binding; structural molecule activity. Gene Ontology annotation, biological process: clathrin coat assembly; intracellular protein transport; clathrin-dependent endocytosis. Bases 90 to 1046 code for a protein of 318 amino acids. The transcript is spliced from 3 exons. The record is from RefSeq and is a predicted model, not a curated record. Gene Ontology annotation, cellular component: clathrin coat of trans-Golgi network vesicle; clathrin coat of coated pit; plasma membrane. NCBI's taxonomy places the organism in Eukaryota, Viridiplantae, Streptophyta, Magnoliopsida, Brassicales, Cleomaceae.
CCUAUUUCUUUCUUAGAAAUCAAACCAACGAUUAAAAAAAGUUUCGGACGUAAAUCUCUGAUCUCAGAAAGACUAAAAAUCGACGAAGAAUGGCGGCGUUCGACGAUGGAGAUUUCCCGGCUCAGACCCAUUCCCCGACGGAUCAGCCGCCGUUCCACGAUGAAUCGUAUAUGGGGAUGGGCUACGACAAUUUCGCCAAUCCGCCUCCACCUCCUCCCGCCAUCAAUGGCGACGGAGCGUACGGAUCUGAGCAUCCUUUGUCUCCCGAUGGCUAUGGAGAGUACGCGUCGCCUUUCGAUUCGUCUGUGAUGGAUGCCAAUGGCAACGGCAACGGCGGCGGCGAUGCGGUCUUCGCUUCCGACGGCCCGAUUCUCCCAGAUCCAAAUGAGAUGCGGGAGGAGGGUUUCAAGCGCCGCGAGUGGCGCCGUCAAAAUGCAAUUCACUUAGAGGAGAAGGAAAAGAAAGAGAAGGAGAUGCGGAAUCAGAUCAUAGCUGAAGCAGAGGAAUACAAGAAAGCUUUCUACGAGAAGAGGGAUGAGAACAUCAAGACCAACAAGGCUAACAACCGUGAAAGGGAGAAGAUUAACUUGGCGAACCAAGAGAAAUUUCACAAAGAGGUGGACAAGCAUUAUUGGAAAGCAAUAGCGGAGCUGAUUCCACGUGAGGUUCCAAACAUCGAGAAGCGGAGAGGGAAAAAGGAUGCAGAGAAGAAACCAUCGGUGUUGGUGAUUCAGGGUCCUAAACCUGGAAAACCUACCGAUCUUUCGAGAAUGAGGCAGAUCUUCCUGAAGCUCAAGACCAAUCCUCCACCGCACAUGAUGCCACCUCCUCCUUCCAAAGAUGGUAAGGACGGUAAGGAUGCUAAAGGCGGAAAAGAUGGCAAGGACGGGAAGGAUGGGAAACCUGUGGACCCAAAGGCAGUAGCGGGGGACAAACCUGCUUCACCUGGGAAAGAUGCUGUAGCUGAGACGGCAAAGCCUGUGUCAGGCGAGGUGGAGAAACCUGCAGCCGAGGCUGAGGGUGGAGCCGCUGCCUCAGCGGAGUGAACAAAAAAGGGUCCCCGAGAAUUCCGUUUGGCUGAUUGAUUCCAUUCCAUUGAAGCGAUUUUAUAAUCUUGUGUUCUAAUAACCUUCGCUUCCGAGAAAUAAGAAGACCUGCUCUGCUCUGCUCUCAUGGAUGCCUUUGUUCCCGAUUUUCGAUUAUAUGUUUAUGUUUCUACUGAAUUUUCGACGAUAGGGUUGUUAGUUCCACUUGUUUUGUUUCUUCUCAAAAUGGUACACGCCUGUAUUUUGUUUGUAAUCCCAUUUGCGUUUUCUUUU